UUCUGCAUUUUCAUAUAAAUUUUUCCACGCUACCGUUCUGUUUCAAGUUUCUAUCCGUUAUUUUGAAAAACAAAAAUGUUUUAAUACUUAUCUUUCUCGAUAGUGAGUUUAUUUUUCGAACAAAAGUACUGUGAUUAAGUUGUGAUUUUGAAUUUCGGUUCGCUAAUUCCCACAACGGUGAUGGCGAACCCAACGGCAGAUUCGGUUAAGGUUGCCGUUCGUAUACGGCCCUUGAGCAGUCGGGAGCAGGAUCGAGGUUGCCGGAUAGUUGUUGAUCAACCGAAUACGUCGGAACAGCAAGUUGUUAUUGGAAACGGCAUCAGCGGAAAACCGGAGGCGUUCACGUUUAAUUAUGUUUUUUCGCCGGAAGAUAACCAGGAGCAGCUAUACGAGAAUGCAGUUCGUCCGCUGUUGCAAAAGUUGUAUGCUGGGUAUAAUGUUACAAUUCUGGCGUAUGGACAAACUGGUUCGGGGAAAACUUUUACAAUGGGCACUAAUUUCGAUGGAGAGAAGGAUUUGACAAUGGGCGUAAUCCCAAGAGCUAUUUACGACAUCUUUGAAAGGAUCGAGGAGACGGACGUUGAUGUUAGUAUCAGCUGUUCGUUCAUGGAAUUGUAUCAGGAAACUUUGUACGAUCUGCUGUCGAAGAAAGGCAGCCGGGAGGAGAGAGUGGUUGAUAUACGGGAAUCGAACAAUCAGAUUGUGAUUCCGGGACUGACUGAAGUUCCAAUCAGUUCAGCGAACGAUACUUUUGAGGCUCUGAUGUUAGGUUCACAGGAACGAGCGGUCGCUUCAACGGCGAUGAAUGCCGUAUCUAGCCGAAGUCACGCGAUUUUUACCAUUAAUCUAACCAAUCGGUCGAAAGGUGAAAAACCUACGGUUACAAACAGCAAGUUUCACCUGGUAGAUUUGGCCGGAUCGGAGAGACCUAAAAAAACUCAAGCCACCGGAGAGCGAUUCAAGGAAGGAGUCAAAAUCAAUCAGGGUCUGCUGGUGCUAGGGAAUGUUAUUUCGGCGUUGGGUUCUUCUGGAGGACCACUUGGUCAUGUGCCGUACAGAGAAUCGAAACUAACACGCCUGUUACAGGAUUCACUUGGUGGUAAUUCUGUCACAUUAAUGAUAGCUUGCGUUUCGCCGGCCGAUUAUAACUGCGAGGAAACGAUCAAUACCCUGCGAUAUGCGAAUCGAGCGAAGAACAUUCGAAAUAAAGCCGUGGUCAAUCAGGAUCCAAAUCAGGCAGAGAUUCGUCGGUUAAAUGCUGUUAUACAGGAACUACGGUUGGAACUGUUGUCCGCGACUACUGGAAAGGAGAAUGUUGCAGGGGAAGCAAACCGUCCUUCAACGGCUCCAGAAAAAACUAUAUUCCGGUCUAAUAGCGGCGAUCAAUUGUUAAAUGCGACAAUCACUUCAGCUGAGGCUAUGCGAAGGGAACGUGAAAUGUCGGAAAAGAUUCGUACUCUUCAACAGCAACUCCAGUCGGCACUGCAGGAUUUGGCCACGGAUCAGCUGCGUACCAUUUCGAUGGAAAAGAUUAUCGAAGAGUUGGAAAUUUUGCUGGCAAAUAGCCCAGACAGUGAUCUGAAACAGGAAAUUCAAGCGAUUCUGCUCGGAUACAAGGAGGAAACGGCUUUGAUCAGAAUCGAUGCUCAUCAAACCGAGUCGAUGCUACAUUCGGCAUCUGAAGAUUUCCAGAAUCGGUCCGAUACGCACACCCAGAAGCAGAUGAAGAUUAGGGAGGAACUGCGGCAGUUAACCAAGGAACUAGAACUGAAGGAGGAACUGCAUCGAAAGUGUUUGGGUAACAUUUCCAAUAUGACUUUCACGGUGAACUCCAGCUGCUGUAGUAGCGAUGAACUACUGGGAGAAUACGAGGUCAAGAUUAAGGAACUGGAAAAGCAGAUUGAAGAGUUGAAUAAUCAACUCAACACAACCAAGGUAGUUGACAAAAAGAGUAAAUUAGCGGAGGAGCGACGGAAGAAGGUUCAGCAGCUGGAAGCAGAACUAGCAGCGAUGCGGAAACAAAGCGUACAGCAGGCUAAGUUGCUUCAGAUGAAGGAGAAGGACACAAAGAGAAUUGAGAACCUCAGCAAAGAAAUCCAAGCGAUGAAGGCAAUGAAAGUCAAACUUGCCAAGGCAAUGCGUGCUGAGAGUGAAAACUUUCGUCAGUGGAAAAUCAACCGAGAGAAAGAAAUCUGCCAACUACGCGAGAAAGACAGGAAGUUAAAGAAUGAAAUGGUCCGUCUUCGGACGACCCACGACAAACAGCAAAAUGUUCUUAAACGGAAAGUGGAAGAAGCGCAGGCUGUGAAUAAACGUUUGAAGGAUGCCUUGGAACGGCAGAAGAAAGGUCAAGAGCAACGAGCAGCGAAAACUAUUGGUAAACCGGUUCGAGGAGCUGAUAUUUCUUCCUGGAUUGAUCACGAACUGGAAUUAAUUCGUUCGGUGAAGGACGCUUCGAUCACACUCAAAACAUUGAUGGAUGAUCGCGCUCUGCUGAAUUCAAAACUUCGCGAAAUGAAAAGUGACCCGGAGAAACACGACGAAGACGAUAUCAAACAGCAGGAGCAUGACCUAGAACUACGAAAUGCACAAAUUUCCGAUAUUCAGCAAAAAAUUCUUUCCAUCGAUGUCGACUCUAAGCAGAAAGCAAUUCUCGAGGGUAUUCCGACGUUUCCGGAGGCAAAACAAGCCAUCAAAAAACUACUGACAGUAUUUGCGGAAACGCAAGAAGAUGCAGCAAAGGCCCGCCAUCAGCUGGUGGACGUUCGACUGUCGGUUGAAUGUCUGGAAGAAUCGAACCGUGGACUUAUUGCUGAACUUGCCGAAACCAAGCAACGCUUCGCUAACGAAACCAACGAGCUUGCCAAAAUGUACGAGGAAAAAUUAUCGAUGUUGCUCAUGUCCAAACAGAAAUACGCUCGCCAGUCGCAGGAAACGGCCGUCACGUGCGAUUCGAUCCUUCAGGAAGCGAGUGAUCGGAUGGAGAAACUUCGUCAGGAGCUGGACUCGAUGAAGGAGAUGAAUUCGAUGCUGACGAAGCAGCUGGAGGAAGCUAACAGCAAUCGGGGUCGUCGUGUGCGGAAUAGUGCCAAGUCGGCGGCACAGGUGGCGAUAUACGAGAGUGAAGAAUUUGAGGAAGAGGAGGAGGAAGAUACCGAUCCGGUGGGUGAAUCAGAUCUGGAACGGGAUCCUGACUUCCGUGCGACACCGCUUAAAAAACGCAAGAAGUCCACUAGCGUACGCGAAUUGGCCAUGAAAAAAUCCAUUCUCGGCGGUGGUGGCCACAAUCGAAGUAAUCAGAGUCACUGCAGUUGUGCUUCCACCUGUUCCACCAAACGGUGCGGUUGCAAGAAACUUGGCGAAUUUUGCAGUGAUACUUGUCGAUGUCCAACCGGGUGCGUGAAUAGGAAAAUAGACGAACUGGGAGAUGAUGAGGAAGAAGAAGGGUCCACUUUCGAGACGGCCAACGAGUCUCAGCCGGGAAGGGAGGAUAACAAGGAGAACAUUCCCAAGGAGCCGGCGGCGUUUCUCGAGAAACGCAAGUCGCAGGACGAUAGUGACGAGGGCGUAGAAAAUCUAUCGCCUAAGAGAGUGAAACACGACAUUCUGACGCCUACCUACGUGUACUCUGUGAAGAAGCGGAAGCCACUGCUGGAUGACAUGUAGGUUUUGGGUGGCUUGGGUUGGCGAGAAACAAGACUUAAUCCAUCCGUGCAUCAUCUUCCACAUUCAUAAUUAUUGUACUUGACUAUCCUUUUUAUCGUGCGACAUCCAGUCGUAAUUGUUCUAUAUUUAAUGACUUUUGUUUUAAAUAAAAAUAAUCGUUUUAUUUUCG
Molecule: messenger RNA, 3835 nt
Organism: Topomyia yanbarensis
Lineage: Eukaryota; Metazoa; Arthropoda; Insecta; Diptera; Culicidae
Product: chromosome-associated kinesin KIF4-like
Exons: 4
Coding region: 181-3666 (1161 amino acids)
Biological process (GO): mitotic spindle organization; microtubule-based movement
Molecular function (GO): microtubule binding; ATP binding; microtubule motor activity
Source: RefSeq, a predicted model, not a curated record